CACUCUGCAGCUCAGUUACGCAGAGGUAUAUAAACCAGCCCAUUGGAGAUAGAGGCACAUUCAAUCCACAGAAGAGCUGCUAGCUACCACGACUACUGCUGCUACUGUUAGCCCUACCCAAGGAUCUUCCCUACUAGUGUUUGAAACCUUCAAACUACGCCGCAACAGGAUGGAGGCAGGCUUCCUAAACGGACCAUCCUACCCUUCCACGCUUCCAUAUUCGACAUGCAUGCUGAAGACCACCUGUCUGCCGUCUACGAAGAUCCCGGAGCCCGGCCACAUCCAUAGGAGUUCCUUCAGCAUCGAGUCCAUUCUUUCCAUGCCCCCCAGGGAUCUUGUGCAGCCCAAAGCGGGCGCGGGGUAUUGGGGCCCCCAGCCCUGCGUCAAACAGGUGCAGACCUACCCUGGCACCCCGAGCCCUCCUGUGCCAGUGUGGAUCCCUGGAUACCCGCGUCAGAGCUCAGCCUACUCCCCUUACUGUAUGGGCUACCGGCCACAGGCGCUGCACCAGGACACCCGCAACCAGCUCAUGUACAACAAAGGAUAUGAACCGGACAGAAAACUCGUGUCUAGAAAGAACUACGUUAGAAGGAGCUGCCGGAGGAUCCGGACCAUCUUCACCGAGGAACAGCUCCGCAGGCUGGAGGAAGUGUUCAGCAAGCAGCGCUACAUGACCGGCACCGAGAAGGUCCUCCUGGCCUCGGCGCUCAGACUCACCGAGACGCAGGUAAAGGUCUGGUUCCAGAACAGGAGAACCCGGUGGAGGAAGAUCCAGGGAGGCACAUCGGUUGGCUCAGCCGACACAUGCCUGGCCAAAAGCGACGGGCAAGGGCACGAUGAUCAUCUUUCCACCGGUGGAGAGGAGGAAGAAGACGAAUUCAUCUCCGUGGACGAGGAAGACUGUUGGUCACAGUAAAGCGCAACGCGCAGGACUGGAUACAUUGUUUCAAUGGUGGCCUUAAUAACUCAAUGGACUAAGUGUUUAUUCUUCAUCAGCUAGUGUAUGAUCAAAGACUGCUUCUUGUGUAACCGGUAUACAAGCUCUUGUGUAUAGACUGUAAAAUGAACUUCUUGUUAAACAAGACACUGUUUUAUUUGUGUUGCAUAUAUUUAACUCCACUGUGUGGAGAUGAGUGGCAUCUUACUGUGUGCAUUGUUCCAAUAAAUC
This is a messenger RNA of Acipenser ruthenus (sterlet), 1168 nucleotides long. RefSeq names its product homeobox protein not2-like. Gene Ontology annotation, molecular function: DNA binding; DNA-binding transcription factor activity, RNA polymerase II-specific. The record is from RefSeq and is a predicted model, not a curated record. Bases 170 to 916 code for a protein of 248 amino acids. Gene Ontology annotation, biological process: neuron differentiation; regulation of DNA-templated transcription; central nervous system development. Lineage: Eukaryota; Metazoa; Chordata; Actinopteri; Acipenseriformes; Acipenseridae. The transcript has 2 exons.